AUGCCAUUUGCUUGUUCGCUUUCACAAUUCAUUCGGGAAUUUUCUAAAUUCUCUUUCAUAUUUUCUUCUUCUUCUUUUUUUAUUUACUUCCAAACGCCAUUUUUAUUUCGUUUCUUCUUCCGCCUGUCAUUCUUUCUUUCCUACUACAUUUUAUUAAUUCUCUUUUUUUUAUUCUUCUUUUGUUCAUUCAUUUUCUCUUAUUUUAUCCUCCUUUUUAUACACAUCAUUUUUUUCAUUCCGACUUUUUUAUUUUUUAUUUUUAUUCCACCUUUUAUGCGUCUUUCCAUUCCACCAUUUUUUAUUCGGCUUUUUUUUCAUUUCGCUUUUUUUAUUCGGCUUUUUUUUCAUGUUGCCUUUUUUCACUUGGCUUUUUCAUUCCAUCUUUUUUAUUCGGCUUUUUUCAUUCCAAAUUUUUUACUCGGCUUUUUUUCAUUCACCCUUUUUAUUCGUUUUUUUUUUUUAAUUCUACCUUUUUUAUUCGACUUUUUUACAUUCCACCUUUUUUAUUCGACUUUUUUUUCAUUCUACCUUUUCGUUCGGCUUUUUUUUUCUUCUAUCUUUCUUAUUCGGCUUUUUUUUUCAUUCCAUCUUUUUAUUCAUUUUUUUUCAUUCUACCUUUUUUAUUCGACUUUUUGUCACUCCACCUGUUUUUGUUCGUUUUUUUUCAUUCUAUCUUUUUUUAAUCGGCUUUCUUUCACUCCACCUUUUUUAAUCGGUCUUUUUUUCAUUCUACCUUUUUUUUCGUUUUUUUUCCUUAACUCCAUCUUUUUUUAUUCGGCUUUUUUUUUUCAUUCUAACGUUUUUAUUCGGCUUUUUUUCCCUUCCACUUUUAUUAUUCGGCUUUUUUUUUUUUGCUUUUUUUUUUUUUUUUCAUGUCGCCUUUUUUAUUUGGCUUUUUUCAAUUCCACCAUUUUAUUUUUUUUUUUUUUUCGUUCUGUCCUUUUUCACUCUGCAUUUUUUAUUCUAUCGCUUUUUUCUUUUUCUUCUGUUUCUCUUUUUCCUUUCAUUUUCUUUGUUUUUAUAAUUCAUUCUUUUACGUUUAACUGUAUUCUUUUAUUUACGUUUUUUUUCCUAUCAUUUUCCCUCGUUCUUUGUUCUUUAUUCUCUUUUAUUUCCCUUUAUCCUUUUUUUUCAUUUUCUAUUUUCCCAUUUUCUUUUUUUAAUAUUUUCUUUAUUAUUAUUUAUCCUGUUUAUUUCUUUUUGCAUUUUAAUUUCGUUCUCUUUCUUUUUUGUUCCGUUUCUUUUACCUUCUUUUUUAUUUUCCCACUCUUUCUUUUUCCUGCUCUCUCUUUGUCAUUCUUUUUCCUUCUCUCCCUUUUCCUUCUCAUUCUUUUUCCUUCUCUCUUUUUUCCUCCUUUUUCUUUUUCCCCUCUUUCUUUUCCCCCUUUCUUUUUCCUGCUCUCUAUUUUACAUUCUUUUUCUUUUUUCAUUCUCUUUCUUUUUUCUUCUUUCUCUUUUCCUCCUCUUUCUUUUUCCUUCUCUUUCUCUUUCCUUCACUCUCUUUUUCGUCCUAUUUCUUUUUCUUUCUUUUUCAUUCUCUUUCUUCUUCCUUCUUUCUUUUCCCCCCUCUUUCUUUUUCAUUCUCUUUCUUUUUCCUUUUUGUCUCUUUUCCUUCUCUCUCUUUUUCAUUCUCUUUCUUUUUGCUUCUCUAUUUUUCCUUCUCUUUAUCUUUCUUCCUCUUUUUCGUUCUUACUUUUUCAUUCUUUCUUCUUUCUACAUUUGUCGAUUUUUUAUUCAUUUUCUUCUUUCUUUCUUUCUUUCUUUUUUCUUUCUUUCUUUCUUUUUUCUUUCAUUCAUUCUUUAUUUUAUCUUUCUUUUUCUUUUCUUUCUGUUGUCUUUCUUUCUAUCUUUCUGUUUGUUUUUUAUUUGUUUUUUUUUUUGCUCAAUUUUCCUUACAUUCAUAAACUUCUUCAUUUUCGAAUCCUUACAUUUUCUCGUUCAAUCCAUUAUUUGAACAUAUGUUUUUCUUUGCUUCUUUCUGCCUUUCUUUCAUUUUCUUUUUUUUUUCCUUAUUUCUUUCUUUUUUAUUUUUUCUUUGUAUUCAUACAUCCUUCAUUUACCAAAUUAUUGCGUUUACUUCGAGUUUUUCUUCUUAGUUUUUCUUCUUUUUUAAUUCAAUCUUUGCUUUGCCUUUUUCUCUUCCUUUCUUUUUUAUCUUAUAUUCUUUCUUUAUUUUUAUCUUUCUUUUUUUUCUUUCUUUUUUGUAUACCUUGUAUUUAUACACUUUUGAGUUUCCAAUUUUUAUUCUUCUUAAUUUUUCUCAUUUCUCUCUCAAUCUUAUCUUUGCCCUUUUUCCUUUUUCUUUCUUUCUCUUUUCUUUCAUCGUCUAUUUUUACUUUCGUUAUUUUUUUCUUUCUUUUUCUUAUUUCUUCCUGUAUUCGUACAUUACUUCAUUUUCCUAUUCCUCUUUUUCUUCUUCAAUCUAAUCUUUGCCCUUUUUCCCUUUCAUUCUUUCUUUCUUUCUUUUUUACUUUUUAUUUUUUCUUUCUGUCUUUCUUUCUUUCAUUUUUUUUCUUUCAUUCUUUUUUUCUGUCUUUCUUUUUUUCUGUCUUUCUUUUUUUCUGUCUUUCUUUUUUUCUGUCUUUCUUUCUUUCUGCAUUACUUUCUUUGUUUUUUCUUUCUUAUUUUUUCUUUGAUUUCAUCUUUUUCUUCUUCGAUGUGUUCAUUGUCCUUUUUCUUUCUUUCUUUCAUUCUUUCUUUCAUUCUUUCUUUCAUUCAUUCUUUCAUUCAUUCUUUCAUUCAUUCAUUCUUUCAUUCAUUCAUUCAUUCUUUCAUUCAUUCAUUCAUUCAUUCAUUCUUUCAUUCAUUCAUUCUUUCAUUCUUUCAUUCAUUCAUUCUUUCAUUCUUUCUUUCAUUCUUUCAUUCAUUCUUUCUUUCAUUCUUUCAUUCUUUCAUUCAUUCUUUCAUUCUUUCAUUCAUUCUUUCUUUCAUUCUUUCAUUCUUUCUUUCAUUCAUUCUUUCAUUCUUAUUUUUCUUCGAUUUUCUUUUUUUCGUAUUCGAUCUAAUCUUGGUUCUUUUUCUUUCUUUCAUUCCUUCUUUCAUUCUUUUAUCUGUAUUUCUUUUUUUUUCUAUUUCUUUCUUUGUAUUUUCUUUCUUUCGUUCUUUUUUCUUACUUUUACAUUGAUUCCAUACUUUUCUUCUUCAAUCUAUUUUUGUUCUUUUUUCUUCCUUUCAUUCUUUCUUUCUGUCUUUCUUUCUUUCUUUCUUUCUUUUACAUUUUAUGUGAUUUCCUCCUUUUCUUCUUCGAUCUAA
This is a messenger RNA of Acanthosepion pharaonis, 3252 nucleotides long. Lineage: Eukaryota; Metazoa; Mollusca; Cephalopoda; Sepiida; Sepiidae. The record is from the annotation of a GenBank genome assembly.